Messenger RNA from Phasianus colchicus (ring-necked pheasant), 1414 nucleotides. NCBI's taxonomy places the organism in Eukaryota, Metazoa, Chordata, Aves, Galliformes, Phasianidae. The record is from RefSeq and is a predicted model, not a curated record.
CGGGGCGGAGCUCCCCCUUCCGAUGAGUCGGCUCUGAGGUUCAGUCAGCGCGAAGCGCCCCGACCCGCGUCCGCCGCGAGCCCGCCCGAGACCCGCGUCCGCCGCCGCCGCCCGCUCUGAGGAGCCGCCGUCGCGCGCUUCCCCUCGCCCCUUUCCCCUCAGCGCCAUGGCCUCAGGAUCCGAUUCUAAAGCAGAUGACUUAUCGACUGCUAUUCUGAAGCAGAAGAACAGGCCCAAUCGGUUAAUUGUUGAUGAAGCCAUCAAUGAAGACAACAGUGUGGUGUCACUGUCCCAGGCAAAAAUGGAUGAAUUGCAACUGUUCAGAGGAGACACUGUUCUCCUAAAAGGAAAGAAGAGGAGAGAAGCAGUCUGCAUUGUUCUGUCAGAUGAUACCUGCUCAGAUGAGAAGAUUCGCAUGAAUAGGGUUGUUCGCAACAACCUGAGAGUGCGCCUGGGUGAUGUGAUCAGCAUCCAGCCCUGUCCAGAUGUGAAAUAUGGCAAACGUAUCCAUGUGCUGCCAAUUGAUGACACAGUAGAAGGAAUCACAGGGAAUCUCUUUGAGGUUUAUCUCAAACCAUACUUCCUGGAAGCAUACAGACCCAUCAGGAAAGGUGACAUUUUCUUGGUGCGUGGAGGGAUGCGUGCAGUGGAGUUCAAAGUGGUGGAGACAGAUCCAAGCCCUUACUGCAUAGUGGCUCCGGACACAGUGAUCCAUUGUGAAGGAGAGCCCAUCAAACGAGAGGAUGAAGAAGAGUCAUUGAAUGAGGUGGGCUAUGAUGACAUUGGUGGCUGCCGGAAGCAGCUGGCUCAGAUCAAAGAGAUGGUGGAACUUCCCCUUCGACAUCCUGCUCUCUUCAAGGCCAUAGGAGUGAAGCCUCCACGGGGAAUCCUGCUGUAUGGUCCACCUGGCACUGGCAAAACACUGAUUGCCCGAGCAGUGGCCAAUGAAACUGGGGCUUUCUUCUUCCUGAUCAAUGGUCCUGAGAUCAUGAGCAAGCUGGCCGGUGAGUCUGAGAGCAAUCUGAGGAAAGCCUUUGAAGAAGCUGAAAAGAAUGCACCUGCCAUCAUUUUCAUUGAUGAACUGGAUGCCAUUGCUCCGAAGAGAGAGAAGACGCAUGGAGAGGUGGAGCGUCGCAUAGUGUCUCAGCUAUUGACUCUUAUGGAUGGACUGAAACAGAGAGCACAUGUGAUUGUUAUGGCAGCUACCAACAGACCAAACAGCAUUGACCCAGCACUCAGGCGAUUUGGUCGUUUUGACAGAGAGGUAGAUAUUGGUAUCCCAGAUGCAACUGGUCGCCUGGAGAUCCUGCAGAUCCACACAAAAAAUAUGAAACUGGCUGAUGAUGUGGAUCUGGAACAGGUGGCAAAUGAGACCCAUGGACAUGUUGGUGCUGACUUGGCUGCUCUUUGCUCA